Molecule: messenger RNA, 4364 nt
Organism: Cercocebus atys (sooty mangabey)
Lineage: Eukaryota; Metazoa; Chordata; Mammalia; Primates; Cercopithecidae
Gene: TSLIG2
Product: chromosome unknown open reading frame, human C2orf49
Exons: 4
Coding region: 231-929 (232 amino acids)
Biological process (GO): embryonic morphogenesis
Cellular component (GO): tRNA-splicing ligase complex
Source: RefSeq, a predicted model, not a curated record
GACACGCCAUUUGUUUCCACGUCUGACAUCGUUCUCUUUUCUCUGGUCUCUGGGAGCUUUUGCAAGCUGGACCAGGCCCCAACACUCGCACCAGCUGCGAAAGAAAGAGCCCCGCAUGCGGCGCACUCAGAGUGACGACACACUCGAGUCUCCGCCCGGGUACGUCACUUCCGGAACGCUUCCUUCGCGGGGCUUUGUGGGUAGCCGACUGGGGUCUCCUGGCGACGACGAUGGCGGGGGAUGUGGGCGGUCGCAGCUGCACGGACUCGGAACUGCUGCUGCACCCGGAGCUGCUGUCCCAAGAGUUCCUUCUCCUCACUCUAGAGCAGAAGAACAUAGCUGUUGAAACUGAUGUAAGAGUAAACAAAGACAGUCUUACUGACCUUUAUGUCCAGCAUGCAAUACCAUUGCCUCAGAGGGAUUUGCCGAAGAAUAGAUGGGGGAAAAUGAUGGAAAAGAAAAGAGAACAACAUGAGAUUAAAAAUGAGACUAAAAGGAGUAGUACUGUAGAUGGGUUAAGGAAAAGACCCCUCAUCGUAUUUGAUGGAAGUUCAACAAGUACAAGCAUAAAAGUGAAAAAGACAGAGAAUGGAGAUAAUGAUCGACUCAAGCCUCCCCCUCAGGCAAGCUUUACCAGUAAUGCCUUUAGAAAAUUAUCAAAUUCUUCUUCGAGUGUUUCACCCCUAAUUUUGUCUUCCAAUUUGCCUAUGAACAAUAAAACGGAACACAAUAAUAAUGACACUAAACAGAACCAUGACUUAACGCAUAGGAAAAGUCCUUCAGGCCCUGUGAAGUCGCCACCAUUGUCCCCUGUUGGAACUACUCCAGUGAAGUUAAAGCGAGCUGCUCCUAAAGAAGAAGCAGAGGCCAUGAAUAACCUGAAGCCCCCACAAGCAAAAAGGAAGAUACAACAUGUUACUUGGCCCUGAAGAAAAGUUUCCAAAAAUGUAAAUAUACUGUAACUGUAGUUUUUCAAACAUGUUCAUAUAUAUUGACAAUAUUUACAGAAAUCCUGAUUAUUGUGGAAUUUUCUUAAGAGGUUCCAAAUAGGUUUAAAAAAAUAAAGGAUUUAUUUUCCUUCCCUUCUUCCCUCCCUCCCUUCCUUUUUUAAAAUUCUUGCCUGUCUUGCCCUGAUUAGGAAAGAAUAUCUUUUAAAACCAAUGGCUUAGUAUAUGUCAUUUAUACUGACCCUACUGAAAUCAUUAGCUGCAAGUCUGCUGUAAAGCAUCCAUUGAAUUGGCCAGGCACAGUGGCUCACGCCUGUAAUCCCAGCUUUUUAAGAGGCUGAGGCGGGCAGAUCACCUGAGGUCAGGAGUUCGAGACCAGCCUGACCAACAGGGAGAAACCCCGUCUCUACUAAAAAAUACAAAAUUAGCCGGGCAUAGUGGUGCAUGCUGUAAUCCCAGCUACUCGGGAGGCUGAGGCAGGAGAAUCGCUUGAACCCAGGAGGUGGAGGUUGCGAUGAGCUAAGAUCAUGCCGUUGCACUCCAGCCUAGGCAACAAGAGCGAAACUCCAUCUCAAAAAAAAAGAAAGCAUUCAGUGAAUUUUAGGAGUUACUCUCAUUAGCCUUGUUCAGAGUCUUUGGGGAAAUUUGAGAUUUUUUUAAAAACUCAAAUAUUUCACUAGUUUGCCUGCCAUUUUAAUUUCUUUUACAAAGCAGAAGCAUAUAAGAGUUUAUCAUAGUAUUUUAGUAAAUAUUGCAACAUUCAUCCUUAAAGGUUCACCAAGAAAAGCAUCUUUGUAGUACUGCUGGAAAACUAUUGAGAAUAUACAGAUAAAAAUGUUGUUCUUUAAUUGCUUACAUUGCUUCUUCCCAUAAAAAGCAAAAAGGAAUCAGUGCUUGCUAUUGUUCCUUUCCUUGAAGUUGUAACAAUUGAUAUAUAUAUUAUGAGUUGACUGGUCGAUUCUGCACCUGGCCCAUCCUUUAGAAUGUUCUUGUCAUGCAGCAGUCCUACCUACUGUUUUCAUGAGCAGUCUGUGAUCUCACUCUGUGAGUUCAGCUAUUACUCGCUCCGGGGAGCUUAAUCUUUUCAGAAUGACGUUGAUUUAAAAAAUCUUAGGCAGAGUAAUCGUGUUAGAGGUGGUAUUCGAUGGAAGAAAGUUUAGAGAAUUGGGAGUGGGGGUAGAAUUCUAGAAUUUAUAAGAGUCCAGGAAGCAUAGCAGUCAGGGGCAAAAAUUAGUGUAAUAUGGAGUAGGCAAUAGAGGAGCCACUGGAGUCGGAAGUCACUGCAGAGUGCAACAUAGGAAGAUGGACUCCUAGCUUACAUGCGAUUCCCUGCAGCUGUAAUAUAGACUCUUCCCACAGGGCUGUUCCGCACAGAAUUACCUGCUAAGGUUUUUUGUUUAUUUUUGUUCGAGUGGUAUUUUUCACUCCAGUUGUAUAAUGGAAAUCAGUGGGAAGAUAGGGUUUACCUUAUAUUCAUGAGUUCUAGUUUCUACUGUUCUGCUGUGUGUUUCUAAGCAAAAGCAAAGGAUACUUCAUACUUUUUUGUUAUAUGAUUGAUCUUCAAAUUGGGAUUUACCUUUUUAAAUAUGUUUUAAAGUAGUCUUAUUUCUCUUUUGAUUUGUUAAAACAAGCAUUUUAGUUCAGCUAUUGAAUAGCCUUCCAAAAAAUUAAUUCAGCCUUGCAGGUAAGUAUCAUACUAAGACUUUAACCCAAUAGUUUUUAAUCAUUUUGCCUUUAUUCCAGACUGUAAAUCUGUACACAUAAGAUAAAACAUACUAAGUACUGCAUAAAUUAAUGUUACAGUAAAUUGUUAUCUGCAGGGCUGAUAGACAUAAUAAUGUUGGUGGGCAACUGUGAUCCUAUACAUAAAUAUAUGCAAAAGGAGAUUUUAAAAGUGCAGAUUUUAGAGUAGAUGGACAAAUUUUAUUUUAUAUUCAGUUGUCCUUUCCGCUUCCUUCUGUGUAUCUCUCUUAGUUGAGAGAGAGUUAGCCAUUUGACGAUUUUAAGUCAGUGGGAACUUAUUUUUAGUUACUCAAUAAAAUUAAUAUUUUAUUUGUAUUUUAACUUACAGAGUAGGUUGGUAAUAACAGCUGAACUGUGUAACAUUGUUGCUUCAAAUUGAAGUUUAUAUUAUGAACAUUCAGAAUCAAUGCUCAUGUAGCAGCAUAUUAUUGAGCUAUUUUGAGUUUGAAAUGAUGUGGAGAAACGCUAAACCAUUUACUAUGGGUUAACAUGAUCCCACCUUCUUAGAGCUUUGUUCCUUCUGAAGGUGUAUGGAUACAGCUUGUCUUGAAAUGUCUUUCUCCACAUAGUGAAGCAUGCUGAAUGCUGGGAAUCUGGAGCAGCAGCCCUGGGAGCCCUAUGUUUUGAAGUAUUUUGGUUUGCUUCAAAGGUUAGAAGAACUUGAUAUGUAUGGCAAACAACUUUAGAAUACUAGUUACUCACUAACAUAAGGCGGAUAAUGUUGCUCUUGAUUCUAUAUUCCAGUAAAGCCAGCUUUUCUUAUUGGAGUAGGCAAAUGAAUGGCAUUAGAGUUAGUGGGUGGCUUGUAAGUUGUAGUUAUAGUCACUUUACCACUUCCUGCCAUUAGCAGGCAUCCUUGUUUUUUCUUCCUUUCCCUCAUUGUUCCUUCUUUACCCUUUCUCCUUACACAUUUUCUUUCUCUAUUUUAAUUCUCCUUCCUCCUCACUGUAGAACCCAAGCUUCUGGCUUAGGUUUGCAAGUCUUAUUGCUUGGCCCUCCUCAUUCAAUGAGGGGUGAAGAUAGGCUGACCCCCUGUCCUCUUACAUUUGAAGGAUCAUAGACUGCUGUGUGAAUUCUGGAAAGUCUCAGGACCCUACAGCACCAGGGCACUGAAUGACUUCUCAAUGGCUGUAAAGACAGUACAGUUUUCCAAAGUAGCCUAAUUCAUCUGGACAGCUAGCAGGCACUUUGGAAAGCUGGUUCAGUUACUACUAUGAGGCCAUAAUAUAUUUGCUAGUAUUAAAAUUCUUCAGAAUUGGAAUUAUUAUUUGAAAUAAUAUUUUGGUUGACUUAAGUUUUGAGAGACGAUUCUAAAACUGAUCUAGAGACUCAUUCAAUAGCAAUGUGACCUUUUAAAAACUUACAUUAAGUAAAACUGCCAGUAGAUUAAAUCAUAUAUAUAUAUAUAUAUAUAUAUAUGUAAGAGCUUCCUCUAUUUACUACUGUUGAACUUCAGUAAUUUUUAGAGGCUAAAUGAUGGUCAAAUGUUUUUAAGUGUGCUCUUUUAUUAAAUGCUUGUGCAGGUUUUGUAAUUCAGUACAGAAAAGUUUAACCUUGUACAUUUUGUAUGUAAAAAGUCUUUUAAGUAGCCUUAUCCUUAUUUAAAUAAACAGAGUAAAAUUACCUUGAGUAGGUCUGUUGUUCUUAUUAAAAUGGAAAAAUGCUCUGUGAUGA